Molecule: messenger RNA, 1076 nt
Organism: Paramacrobiotus metropolitanus
Lineage: Eukaryota; Metazoa; Tardigrada; Eutardigrada; Parachela; Macrobiotidae
Product: angio-associated migratory cell protein-like
Exons: 7
Coding region: 195-1076 (293 amino acids)
Molecular function (GO): protein binding
Source: RefSeq, a predicted model, not a curated record
UUAAAUGUUAACUUGUUAACUGUUAAGUAUUUUUGAGUUCUGCAGUCUACGUAGCUUCUUUUAGCUCUGCGGAAAUCGGAUUGAAUUUCAUUUUUUUUUAUCUUUUUUAUUUUUAAACAGUUCAAGAAAGGCUAUUGCAGAAUUACCGAUACUUCAAGUACGUGCGACAGUUGUUGUUAUCGUGGGAUACGGCGAUGGCCGAGAACAGUGGAGUCAACACGCUACCAGAUGAGACAGAAAACCAAGACCUGGACGAACUCCACGAGGAUGGAGAGUAUUUGGAAGUAAUCGAUUUGGACGAGGCUCUUGGAGAAGACGAGCGAGAAGAUCAGGAUGAGACAUGGAUUUCGGACGAAGAGCUGGAAACGGAUGAACCAGAGGAGGAAGUUAUGAGGCCAUCGUUCAACGGUAUCGAAGGUGUACCCGUUGUGGCACCUGUACGCGUUUUUAAGGAACAUCAAGGUUCUGUUUUCUGCCUCGCUGUGGACAGCUUGACAGGAUCCACUGUUAUUUCCGGUGGCGAAGAUGAUAAAGCUUACAUAUGGAGUGCCGAUUCUGGGCAGAUCAAAUCAUGCAGCUCAGGUCAUAAGGACUCGGUCGUGCAGGUGGGAUUUUCACAUGAUUCCGUAUUUGCGUUCUCGGCUGAUAUGAGCGGCUCUAUAAAAGUAUGGCGUGUGGCAAAUGGGGAAGAAACUUGGAGCACCGAAACAUCUGAUCUAAAGUGGGCUAGAUGGCAUACAAAGACACAUAUUUUGUUUGCCGGAACAGAAGAUGGGACGUUCUACAUGUGGUUAGUGCCACAUGGACAGUGCAAGGUGCAACAGGUUUCCGGAGCUAUCACGGUUGCGGAAUUGUUUCCCAACGGUAAAUGUGUUUGUGUUGGUCAUGGAGAGGGCGCGCUGAGUGUGUUGGAUUUGAAGGAAUGGAGAAUCAUGCAUACUGUUCCAGGUCGAAGGGGAAACGAAGGGGAAAUACUCUGUGCAGCUGUUAGCACGGAUGGGAAUUUAAUUGCUUGUGGAAAUUCUACCGGAAGUGCGCGCCUUAUACAGUCCCAAACGGGAAGAGUACUGUAUUGA